Messenger RNA from Parnassius apollo (apollo), 1035 nucleotides. The record is from the annotation of a GenBank genome assembly. NCBI's taxonomy places the organism in Eukaryota, Metazoa, Arthropoda, Insecta, Lepidoptera, Papilionidae.
AUGUUUCCAACGGUGGACUCGGAAGAUAUUUCGCAGGUCACGUCAUUAAAAGAAAAACAAAGUCUUUCUAGCGAUGUGCGAGAUUCGUCAGAAAAUUCUCAAGUGGCGAAACAAAACAAUAACAGAGAGUUAACUGUCAAUAUGUUGAUAAAAGAAAUGAUUUUUUGCAUUGCCUUAGCAUUGACUACCUAUGGAGCUCUCCAUACUACCCCUUCUAAAGUUUCCAAGCAUCCACAAGCAGUAAAUUUUUUUAAUUCAGGCUCUGUAGUAAAGGACUGGUAUAGAGGUCAACUUGGCAAUGCACUUGCUGCUGUCAAUAUUGCAGAUGUGUCAUUUAUUAUGUAUUAUGCCCCAUGGGAUGCAGAAUCACAAUAUGUCAGGGGAGAGUUUGAGUUGGCAGCUAACAUCCUUAGUGGCCGGGUACAUUUUGCUGCCAUCAAUUGCUGGAAUCCUGGAAGUGAAUGUAGAUUACAACACAACAAAAUUCCGUCAUGGCCUAUUCUAAUGGCUUAUACUGUUAAUUCAAAAGGAGUGCUUUAUAAAGGCCCUAGAGAUGCACACAGUAUGGUUAACUUUUUGGAGUUAAUUAUGAAACCUUUGGAAAGAGUAUCUUCAACUGAAGACUUAGUACAUUUAUUGUCUAUUUAUGAUGCUGUAGCUAUUGGUUUCACACCUCUUACAGACACAUCAAAAUAUUAUAAUAUAUGGUACAAUGUUGCCUUAAAGUCACGGGAAUUUGACACAGUUGGGGAAAUAUGUUUUGCUGUUGUUACAUCAGCAGAGUUGGCAAUGGAUCUUGGUGUGGAAAUUUUGCCCAAGGCUCGUCUUAUGCUUUGGAAUGACACUAAGGAAUUUAAAACAGAAGAUGGCAAUAAUUCUUGGAAUGAAUCAUCACUUAUGCAUUGGGUAUUGGAGAAUUUUUCUCAGCCUGUGGCAAGGAUUAUACCAAUGUGGAAGAAAUCAUUUAGCUUUGAUAGAUAUGCUGAUGGCAGCCCAAUGUUGUUGCUUUUUUACUCCUUUAAACCCCUUAUAUGA